GAGUGACUACAUCUGUGUAAUUUUCCCCGACACAAUCUCACGGGAAAGAGAAUGUGGAGGAUGAAAGGGUGAGGAAUUGGGAGGUGGAGUUUACUAUUUUAUUUAUUGCCAAUAUAAGGCUUGUGUUGCUCUGAAAUGCUGAAGCAGAGAGACGAGGACAAGAACACAAUUGGAGCUGCCUUUGCAGAGGAAGCAUCUGCCAUGGGGACAGCAACACAGCAAACCCUCAUCACUUUACUCUCCAUAGCAGCAGUGGUUGCCAAGGCAGAAGACACCUGCCCAGAUGUGAGAAUAGUAGGACUCAGUGGUUCCGAUAAACUCGCCGUUCUCCAAGGAUGCCCUGGCAUGGCUGGUGCUGCAGGACCCAAAGGUGACCCAGGAGCUGCAGGAAUGAAAGGUGUUCAGGGAACACAGGGAAUCCCUGGGAAGGCAGGACCACAGGGGCUGAAAGGGGACAGAGGUGUUGCUGGUCCCACAGGUCCAAAAGGCGAUAAAGGAUCUCCUGGAGCACCCGGAACACUAGGAGAGCUGGACAGCGUCCAGUGUAAGAAAGGAGCAAAGAACUGCAAGGAGCUGUUAGCUAGAGGGAAUGCCCUGAGCGGCUGGUACACCAUCUACCCCAGUGACUGUAAUGCCAGGACUGUGCUGUGUGACAUGGACACAGAUGGUGGGGGAUGGCUUGUUUUCCAAAAACGGGCAGAUGGAUCUGAGAACUUUUUCCACGACUGGGAUUCAUACAAGAGAGGUUUUGGCAGCCAGCGGUCAGAAUUCUGGCUGGGGAAUGACAAUAUCCACCUGCUGACAUCCCUUGGAAACCAUGAACUCCGCAUUGACCUCCAAGACUUUGAAAACAACACGCAGUUUGCCAAGUACAAGUCAUUCAAGAUUGCAGGAGAGACGGAGAAAUACAAACUGGUUCUUGGAGACUUUAUUGGAGGCACUGCAGGUGAUUCACUAACCUCGCACAAGGACAUGCCGUUUUCAACCAGAGACCAUGACAACGACCUGGCUUCAAACGCUCGAAACUGUGCUGCAAUCUACAAGGGGGGCUGGUGGUAUAAGGACUGUCACUGGUCCAACCUGAAUGGGAUGUACUUGGCUGGUGCCCAUGCCAGCUUUGCAGAUGGCGUGAACUGGAGGACGGGCAAAGGAUAUAAUUAUUCCUACAAACAAUCAGAAAUGAAAUUUAGGUCUGUCUAGCUCAGCCAGCAGGCACAUGAUGAGAGAGAAUUGCUCUCUGGUUCUUGCCUGUAACAUAUUUCUGCCAGCUGGAUUUUCCUGGCACUGCCUUCUCUCUCCCUCCAAUGCCUGGGUCCUAAGUAUGGCUAAUGCUCUGAUCUUCAUUUUGGUACCACCGAUUUCACUCGUUUCCUUUGGCUCCUACCUGUGACUGCCUUGGCUGCCCAACUAACAGAGCUGCUUCACGUGCUACAGGGUUCAUGGCCGGGGAUACAAGCCAAAGUGGCACUUCUUUCUAGACAUUAAGUAGCAACAAGCUUAAUCUCCACUGAGUCAGGUUUAGAAGCCUGCUCCUGUCGUUAAGGGAGUGGGCUAGGACUCCAGAGAUGGGGGUUCAGGUAUUGCUUCUGCAAUCCAUUUCCUGUGUCAGCUUUGGCAAGUAACGUAGGAGACGACUGCACUGCAGCUGGGAGGUGUAAUUCCCAGCGUGGGUAGAUGUACAUGCACUAGCUCUGAUCAGCAGCAGUUUGGCUGUGACACCUUGGGCUUGCCACCCGAGGGCAGGGCUCGGACCUUGGACAGGCUUGGGUCUGCUCAAAAGCGUCUCUCUCACCAAACACAAGUUGUACUUGUGCAGUUUGCCUGAACCUCUGCUCGCAUCGCCACAGCCACACUGCUACUUUUAGUGCACUAGCUCGAUCAGAGCUACAGCGCGGACAUCUCCCGGGGCUGGGAAGAAGUGCAUCUCCAGCUCUAGUGCAGAAUCUCUCGCUGCAACAUGAGGACUGGACUGCUGCAUUUGCCCAUUCUUUGUCUGUGUAGUUUGCAAGCUCUUUGGGGCAGGGACUCUGUCCAGGUGUGCA
Mauremys mutica (yellowpond turtle) is the source of this 2042-nucleotide messenger RNA. Its product is annotated as ficolin-2-like. The transcript is spliced from 10 exons. The record is from RefSeq and is a predicted model, not a curated record. Bases 136 to 1200 code for a protein of 354 amino acids. NCBI's taxonomy places the organism in Eukaryota, Metazoa, Chordata, Testudines, Geoemydidae.